AUGGCAUUUGGUGAUCGUGGACGUGGUGGCCCUCCGGGCCGUGGACGUGGUGGCCCGCCUGGCCGUGGCGGUCGCGGCGGUGGCCGUGGCGGCUUCGGCGGCGGUGGACGCGGUGGCUUUGGCGGCGGCGGCCGCGGCGGUGCUCGUGGCGGCCGUGGUGGCCCCCCUCGCGGCGGCGGCCGUGGCCGCGGUGCUCCCCGCGGUGGCCGUGGUGGCGGCCGUGGUGGCGGCUCGAACGUUGUCGUCAAGCCUCACCGUCACGACGGUGUGUUUGUGGCCGAGGGCAAGGAGCACCUGCUGGUGACCAAGAACCUUGUGCCUGGCGAGUCGGUCUACGGCGAGAAGCGCGUCUCGGUCGAGAACCCUAACGCUGCGCCGAGCACCGACGAUGCGCCGACUGUCGCCAAGACCGAGUACCGUGUGUGGAACCCUUUCCGCUCGAAGCUUGCUGCCGGUGUCCUGGGUGGUCUCGACAGCAUCCACAUUCGGCCGGGCGCCAAGGUGCUCUACCUCGGUGCCGCGAGCGGUACCAGUGUGAGCCACGUCGCUGACAUUGUCGGCCCCGAGGGUGUCGUAUACGCCGUGGAGUUCUCCCACCGGUCAGGCCGUGAUCUGAUUAACAUGGCCAAGAAGCGGACAAACGUGAUUCCGAUCAUUGAGGAUGCGCGUCACCCGACCAAGUACCGCAUGCUCGUCGGCUCGGUCGACGUGGUGUUUGCCGACGUUGCCCAGCCCGACCAGGCUCGUAUCGUGGCAUACAACUCGGAGUAUUUCCUGAAGAACGGCGGCCACGCCGUUAUCUCGAUCAAGGCUAGCUGCAUUGACUCUACUGCGCAGCCUGAGGCGGUGUUCGCCGAGGAGGUCAACAAGCUGAAGAAGAGCUCGUUCCGUCCCAGGGAGCAGCUUACUCUUGAGCCGUACGAGCGUGACCACGCCAUGCUGGUCGCUCAAUACCAAAGGGUACGUUUCGCUGAAAAAGAAUGGCUAACCACAGCACAAGUAAUGUAG
Messenger RNA from Malassezia japonica, 1008 nucleotides. It is a transcript of the gene NOP1, whose product is annotated as Small subunit processome complex component. The transcript has a single exon. Gene Ontology annotation, cellular component: box C/D methylation guide snoRNP complex; nucleolus; small-subunit processome. Lineage: Eukaryota; Fungi; Basidiomycota; Malasseziomycetes; Malasseziales; Malasseziaceae. Bases 1 to 1008 code for a protein of 335 amino acids. The record is from RefSeq and is a predicted model, not a curated record. Gene Ontology annotation, molecular function: rRNA methyltransferase activity; histone H2AQ104 methyltransferase activity; RNA binding. Gene Ontology annotation, biological process: box C/D sno(s)RNA 3'-end processing; rRNA methylation.